Molecule: messenger RNA, 1643 nt
Organism: Aspergillus ibericus CBS 121593
Lineage: Eukaryota; Fungi; Ascomycota; Eurotiomycetes; Eurotiales; Aspergillaceae
Product: phosphotransferase family protein
Exons: 1
Coding region: 85-1464 (459 amino acids)
Source: RefSeq, a predicted model, not a curated record
CGUCAAGGCCAGCAGACCAGCAGACGCUGAACAUACCCCGUUCACCUCUCCCCGCACCACGUUUGGCGGCGGUUUCCAACGAGGAUGUCUCGAUUCUUGACCGCAGAUGAUGCCGCCUUGGCCAAAAGUGAAGAGACUGCCCAAUCCUGGCUGGACUCAUUACACGACUGGGACCGCUACAUAGCAAUCAGAGACUUUAUCCUACGUUAUCGUGAGGGCGAGGGUAUCCAGCUCAAAGGUAUGGGAGGCUCAGGCAAUAUUAAUUACCGAUUGAUCUACAAGGACGGGUCUUCGGUAGUGCUUCGACUUCCUAUUCCCGGCUUUACCCAGUUUCCCGACGAAAAAGUGCAGGGGGAAGUGGCAGUAAUGCAGUGGCUAAAGGAAAAUACAUCGAUACCUGUACCAACCAUCAUACAUUGGGGGACGAGUGAGCAGAAUCCUCUUCAACUGGGCCCUUUCAUAUUGAUGGAGUACAUCGAUCACCAGACAAGCCUCUUGGAGGUCUUGAACACCCCGGGUCUGACGAAGGAAGACCUACCUGCCUUGAAUCGUAACCUUCCUGCAGAGAAGCUAGCGUUCUUUUAUCGACAGAUCGCAGAUGCUCUACUUCGGUUGGCCAUGACCCCAAUGUCGAGCAUUGGAUCAUUGGUACCGAAAACAAAUGGCAGCGACGACAAGGCUUGGGAGAUAGGCGCUCGGCCUUUAUCCGUACACUGGGAGGAGCUCGUUCGAUCAGCAGUGUUGCCUGUGGCAGAGCUACCUACCAAUACAUUUGCAACAUCAUCCUCUUAUCUCAAUGCUUUGGCAGACCUGCAUAUUAGACACCUGGUGCAUCAACCAAAUGGUGCUAUUAGCUCCAAGGAUGACUGCCGUCAAAAAUUCCUGGCCAGGCUACUAUUCCGGAAGCUGGCUAGAGAAGAUCGUCUUUUACCUCCAAGCAAUGCGGGAUUUCGGCUAUGGUGUGACGACAUUAAGCCUGGCAACAUCCUACUAGAUGACGAUGAGAAUAUUACAGGAGUUAUUGAUUGGGAAUUCUCGUACGCCGCACCGGCUGAAUUUACCUAUGUCCCACCCUGGUGGCUGGUCCUUGGGAAGCCGCACCGCUGGCAAGAAGGCUUAGACGACUGGACUCGGAGCUAUGAAAAACACCUUGAACGUUUUCUCCAAGUGUUACAAGAAUGCGAAGAUGAAUGGAUUCGACUUAGCCGCCUUGAUGAAGGGCAGAGGCUGUCUACGCGGAUGAAGGACAGCUGGGAAACUGGAAAGUUUUGGGUCGUAUAUGCAGCCACGCAUAGCUUUGGGUUUGAUUUGAUCUUCAGAGAAAGGCUAGAUAAAAUCUUCUUUGGGCCUGAAUCUAAUUGGGAAACAGACUGGGGACGUCGGAUCCAGCUCCUCAGUGACGAGGAACAAUCGGAGUUUGACCGGUUGGUGAAGGAGAAGUUGGAGAGCACGGGGCUUAGCUGACCGUGGUCAACCUUCACACUGCUGUGUGCAGGGUAUCCUUAUUUCGCACUUCGGAUUACACCUACGCUGCAGCAUGUGCUUCUAUCUUACCUGGCAGAGUAUGGUGAAGGGUAGAGCUGGUGCAGAGCAGGUCAGGCAGUGCCGGAUUGGGAACAGAUGAGAGCAGGGCUUCGAAAAAG